GGAGAGGUAAAUCUACUAAGUGACUUGGUCCCACUUUUAUUAAUGACAAUCUUGUAAAUAAUGAAUCAAUCGAUAAAAGUGUAGGUACAAAUUACAGUUGUACAUAUCCUACAGGGUACAAGUUUGAGUUGUACCGUUGAAGAAUUUGUUUCGCACAAAGUGUAGGUGCAACCCAAAAUUGUACAUAGCGUGUAGAUACAAUUUUAAGUUUGAGUUGUACCAUUGAAGAAUUUGUUUCGCAACGCGUGCAGGUACAAGUUUGGGUUGGUUUUUUUUUUGGAAAGUGUAGGUAGAAGUUUGUGUUGUACCACAUAGAGAUGUGUUCGAAAGUGUAGGUACAACCUAAAGUUGUACCAUAACGUAUAGGAAGUUGUACCAUAGAGAGAUUUGUUCGAAAGUGUUGGUACAAACAUAAAGUUGCACCAUAGUGUCUAGGUACUUAAACUUGUACCAUAAUGUAUUGGUACAAGUUUGGGUUGUAUCAUAGAAUGAUUUGUUACUGUCCAUCGGUGGUAUCGAGGUUUUGACCCAUGGCAGGUUGAGACAAAGACUACAAUGGUUUGGGUGCAGCUUCCCCGCCUCCCUUCAGAAUUUUUUAAUCAGAUAGCAGUGAUGAGAAUCGUCGGACUUAUUGGUAAUCCGGCCAGGGUGGAUCGAGCAACUCUUGAGGGAGCCAGAAUGAAAUAUGCUCACGUUUGUGUUGAAGUGGAUCUAACGAAGCCGCUUUUAUCGAAGUACAAAGUUGAAUGGAAAGAGAAUUUCAUCACAUGCGAUGCGAGAGCCUUUACAAUGUGUGUUUUGAAUGCAGGAAAUAUGGGUAUACGACUGAGCAAUGCAGAUGCACCAAACCCCCUGAGUCGGAGCCAAUUGUUGACGAAGCAGACCAAACAAAUGAUAUGCAUGUGGAACCAGUGCCGAAAUCCCCCUUAUAUGGGGAAUGGAUUGUCGCAAAGAAAAAGAUUGAAGAUUUGGAGCGAUAAGGGGACAAUCGAACCACCCAGUAACACAGAUGCGGGAAACAACAAAUAGGUAUGAGGUUUUGGCUGAGGCAGAGAGACAAGGGACGAGGCCAACACAAGAGGCACCCAAAAUAAGGGAGCCACAACAAAACCAUGCUGGAGGAAUGAGAAACCACGAGACAGGAGGGAACACAAAGUCAAACAGUACGACAUGGGUUAUGGUGAUUACUUGUUUUUUAGUAUCACGGUGGCAACCUCUUUAUAUACCAUUUGAUUAACUAUUUUCCUUCUUUUUUUUUUGGAAAGUGUAGGGUACAACUUUGUACCUUAUAUAGCAUAUAGGUAGAAGUUUGUGUUGUACAACAGAGGGAUGUGUUUGAAAUUGUAGGUACAACCUAAAGUUGUACCAUAACGUAUAGGUACAACUUUCAGUUGUACCAUAGAGAGAUUUGUUCGAAAGUGUCGGUACAAACAUAAAGUUGUACCAUAGUGUGUAGGUACUUAAACUUGUACCAUAAUGUAUUGGUACGAGUUUGGGUUGUAUCAUUGAAUGAUUUGUUACUGUCCAUCGGUGGUAUCGAGGUUUUGACCCAUGGCAGGUUGAGACAAAGACUACAAUGGUGUGGGUGCAGCUUCCCCGCUUCCCUUCAGAAUUUUUUAAUCAGAUAGCAGUGAUGAGAAUCGUCGGACUGAUUGGUAAGCCGACCAUUGUGGAUCGGGAAACUCUUGAGGGAGCCAGAGUGAAAUAUACUUGCUUUUGUGUUAAAGUGGAUCUAACGAAGCCGCUUUUAUCGAAGUACAAAGUUGAAAGGAAAGAGUAUUUCAUCACAUGCGAUGCGAGAGCCUCUACAAUGUGUGUUUUGAAUGCGGGAAAUAUGGGUAUACGACUGAGCAAUGCGGAUGCACCAAACCCCCUGAGUCGGAGCCAGUUGUUGAGGAAGCAGACCAAACAAAUGAUAUGCAUGUGGAACCAGUGCCGAAAUCCCCCUUAUAUGGGGAAUGGAUGGUCGCAAAGAAAAAAAAUCGAAGAUCUGGAGCGAUAAGUGGACAAUCGAACCACCUAGUAACCCAGAUGCGGGAAACAACAAAUAGGUAUGAGGUUUUGUCUGAGGCGGAGAGACAAGGGACGAGGCCAACACAAGAGGCACCCAAAGGAAGGGAGCCACAACAAAACCCGAACUUACCUGCUGGAGUCCCUCUUUACAACAACUUUCUUGUCGCCAAGAGGGAGAAUUCCGUCGUUGUCCAGCCAGGGAGAGUCCCCAUUGGCAACGGAGCAGCAUUUGGGUGCGUCGUGAUGAAGGAGUUCGUCAAAGCACUUACAGAGAAGCUCACACCCAACUCCGCCGCUCACGACGAUUACCUCACCUGCAGCAAUAACCCCAAUGAGGAAGAAGUAGGGAUGACAUUUAUAGCCGUAACCGUGGGUAUCCGACCCUACCCAACCCGGUCAACGUGGGGAAUCCCCACAUUGACUGGGUAUGGGGCGGAUAAGAGUAAUACUCGCAAAGAAUCUUGUGGGGAUGGGGUGGGGAUGGAUUUGAGUGCCCCCGCCCCAUACCCAUAUCCGCUCCGUCAUUGCAUAUGUCUUAUAAUUUUAAAAUAUAACUACGGUAAUGUAAUCUACCAAAAGGACUUAAGAGUUAUUGUAAAAUAAAAUAAGGACUAAAAAUUGAUGAGAUGGGGGCAUAAGAGCGUGUUCUUCCUGGUGAGAACGGAUGGCGGCAAGGGUUGUAAGAGGUGGGACUAUGCAGGGGUUGUUGAUCCAUAGAUCAAUCCAUUUGAUCCAUGAAUCCACAAUCUAUUGUUGAUCCAUGAAUCUACAAUCAAUUUGAUCUAUGGAUCCAUCAAUCCAUGGAUCAAUCCAUUUGUCACCUCUAAUUGAGACGGUCACGGGGAGAAGAAGGAUUGCUUGUGUUUCGUGGAGGUUGUUGUUGGUUAGGGAUGAAUGAUGGAUUGGUGGUAGGAAGGAAGGAAGAAGCUGCAGAGUAGAGAGCUAUGGCUGCAAAUGUCUUUUCUUUUUCUAAAAAUUGUUUUGGGUUUUUUUACUUCAGUUAGCAAAUUCGUCUGAAGAGGGAAACAAAAUGCUCAUGGAAACCAUAAAAGAGAAAAUUGUAAUCGAAGUGAGCUCAGUGCUGAUUUAGGGCACUUCAAAGAUCACUAUAACAUUUGCUAAAAAAUGCACCCAAACCAAUAAUAUAACUCAUCAUUUGAUAUAUCAUCUAAUAUUUCAAAAGCGAUGUUCAAUUAGAAAUAGUUCUACUCUCAGGAUAAUAUGACUCAAUUAGCAUGAUCAAUAUUUAUAUUACUGGGUUAAAUCCAUAUGGACUCAUAUGUACUUUUUAAUGGUUUUGAAUUGUGUUUAAUUGGGAUCAAUUCAUUUGGUCGGAAUCAAAUGAAUCUAUUUGUGUUCAUAGGAUUGUACAUACAAAAGACAAUAUCGAUCAUCUCAUUAACUACCUCCAAUCCAAUUACACAAUUAGUGUUUAUGUUUCACCUUUCUAUUUGUUUUAUAACAAAAAUGGGUUAAUUGCAUGGUUGGUCACUAAGAUUACAAAAAACGUGAACCGUUUCAGUAAACUGAAGUACCACCAAUGGAUACGGCGCCGGCGGUGGAUGACAAGCUUCUGGGUUUGGCGGCCGCGCAGGAGCCGAGUAGUGCGGCGUCCUUGUUGGUUUGGCCGCGCCGAGGGGGAGUGGAAAUACCGUGAAACAUAAUGCCGCCAUUGUUAAUGUUGUGCCGACGAGUUGGGAGAAAGAGAGAGAGAUCAGAGGUGUGGAUGGAUGGAUAGGUAGAGAGAGAGAAAGCUAUGAAGGAGGAACGAGGGAGUAAUGCGGUGGGGGUGGGCAGGCUAGGGAUUAGGGGUUUCGGAGGAGAGGACUUCCUUGAAGGUUUCCUCGUUGCAGUCCGGCGACAGAGCUCUGCUUUCGGCGGUUGUCGUUUUUCGAGAAAGUCAUAACGACUUGAGAAAUUUGUAGAAAAUAAAUUAGGUUUUGUAUUUUAUUUUUUAAUAUGUAAAAAUGAGGUGGAAAAUAUAAAAAUUAAUUUUAUUUUUAAUAAUUUUUUAGUUGUCACGUCACUAAGUUAACGGUCAACUUUGAGAGUUGACUGCCACAUCAGCAAAAGUUGACGGAGUUGGACAGAGAGUGACCAAACAUAAACCGUUUCAGUAAACUGAAGUACCACCAAUGAAUUUAAAUAUUUUGA
Messenger RNA from Linum trigynum, 4167 nucleotides. NCBI's taxonomy places the organism in Eukaryota, Viridiplantae, Streptophyta, Magnoliopsida, Malpighiales, Linaceae. The record is from the annotation of a GenBank genome assembly.